This is a messenger RNA of Drosophila santomea, 1812 nucleotides long. RefSeq names its product collagen alpha-4(IV) chain. The transcript is spliced from 2 exons. NCBI's taxonomy places the organism in Eukaryota, Metazoa, Arthropoda, Insecta, Diptera, Drosophilidae. The coding region runs from base 728 to 1768 and encodes 346 amino acids. The record is from RefSeq and is a predicted model, not a curated record.
AAGCAAUUUUUGAUAAAAAAAAAAAAAACUAUUUUGAAAGGUUUCAACAAGUGCCACAAGCCACCCUUCAUCCGGAUUUGCUCCUCCGCUUAUCUGGACUUUCAAGAGGCCCAAUGUCAUCAGACUUCUAGUGGACGAGUCCCACUAAUGACGCGCAUUCUCGGGGGCUUUGGCUCGUCAAUGGAAUGCUCAGAUAAGUCGGAAAUGUCGCAGAGCCUUUUCAUUUGCAGUCAUCGUAGAGUGGAAACAGAUUGGAAACAUAUUGAUUUCGUAAUUUAUGCUAAUUCUGGGCACUGGAAACUGUAAGGGCGCUUGGGAUAAUCGCUCCAGAGUUUCCGUUUCGAUGAAAAGGCGAUUCAGUAUGAAAGCGAUUCAAAAGUCUGGGUGUCAUUUUGAUGGGUAUCGCCCACAUUUGGUCACAUAAACUGUACAAUCUGAUGACUGUUUAUUACCUGAUAGACAGUUGAUGUAUUUUUGAACUGGUCCCGCUGAUUGCUGGCCAAGAAUCGAGAACUCUGCUGACCCAGUUUAUAGGCUUGUCUCGCUCCUAAUGAUGUUCGUGUAUCUUGUUGCAUAAAUUAUCAUAAAUGUAACUGCACCGACUGGGUGAUCACAGUUUUCCAUUUCAUCGUUUGGCAUUCCGCUUUUAAUGGUGGGCCAAGAACAGUUAUGGAGGUGCGGGAAAUGUGUUUUCUGUUCGAUCUAGAGAUUAUAUUGUAUAUUUUCUAUGCAUAUUAAAAUGUUUGUCUCGAGUUCUUCAGCAUAUAAAAGCAGAAGUCGAAUUCUUGGCUCAGCUCAGUCCGAUCUGAAGAGAUAUCCGAAGUACACCAUGAGCUUUCUGGGACUCUUGGCUUUCCUGGUGUUGGGUCUGUGUUCUACCGCCCAGGCUUCGUUGGUGAAAUGCUCGUGUGAUCCUGGUCCACAGGGCGAGCGAGGACCUCCUGGACCGCCCGGACCUCCUGGCAAUCAGAUCGGGCAUCAUGGCAGUGGUUCUGGCUACUGGGGCUAUCCACCCUCAGGUCCAUAUCCCCCAAAUCUGCCAUUCAUUCAGGGACCCAGAGGCUUACCAGGACCACCGGGUCCGCCUGGAUAUUGUUUCCCCUGCCCGGCUGGUCCGCCAUUGAGAGCCUUUCCGCCGCCUGGAGUUCCUGUGCCGCCUUUCAUUUCCACCCCAGCUGGUGGCGGAUUUGGUGCAGCCUCUACACUGACCAGCGCCGUGGGCAACAUCAUUGUGAUUCCGGGAGCUGCGGGAACGGUCGCAGCCGGUCGAGCUCAGUUCUAUCACAUUUCACCAGAUGGCCAGGUGCUGCAGAUCGAUCGACCGCAGAAUCUGCCCAGUGAACUAUUCGAUGCACCAGUGAACCAAGCUGCCGGCGCACCCAUUCCACCACCGCAACCCACUUCGUCUUCUCUGUCGGGGAUUACACCACCAGCCGUUCAAGUGCCACCCACUCAGCCCACACCCAGCGAUCUGGGCGUCCAGCAGCCCACACUUUUGCCGGAGAAUGUGGAGGAAACUGUGUUCGCGGUGGGCAAUCGCAACGACUUCCUGCGUGGCAGCUCCGAUGCCAGCGAUUGGAGAAGGAUCCUCCUCCUGGGAGAGCGACCCACCGCCAGUCUGGUCAAGGGCCAGUCCGUUCAGCAGCUUAAUCCCAACCAGCUGGAGAGCAGCGUGGAGAACUUCCAGAGGGCCCUAGUCGAACUGAAGGAGAAGUAUGCCACGCUCACCCAACCGCGCAGCUCAAAUCAAUAUGCAGUCAUCAUUUGAAGGGAAUACUUAAGCUUAAAGUUAGUUGAAUAAUUUAAUAAAAA